Messenger RNA from Fibroporia radiculosa, 1878 nucleotides. RefSeq lists its product as uncharacterized. The coding region runs from base 1 to 1878 and encodes 625 amino acids. Lineage: Eukaryota; Fungi; Basidiomycota; Agaricomycetes; Polyporales; Fibroporiaceae. The transcript is spliced from 5 exons. The record is from RefSeq and is a predicted model, not a curated record.
AUGGCGACUAACAUCGAGUUAGCCAUCUCCUCUGUCCUGCAGCGCGGCGAGCCACUCAUCGUCGCAAACGUCCUCGUCUCGUAUCUCAAGAUUCUCGGCUACAUGGCCCCGGACACUCGCGAACUUACCGUGCCCCACGAGGCCCUCGUUGCGUUCGAACAUGCACUGGAUAAGGAGCCCGUCCUGAGCCUUCGCCAUGGGGCAUCGCAGACCCAGUGCACGGUCAUUCGCCGGCGCAUGUACACCGCAGAGAUCGCGGAGCUGCGCAAGACGUACUGGAAGGAGCGCCUCGGUAUGACGAGUGCGAUGCGUUGUACGUGUCCUUCGUGUGGGAGCACUUUGACGUAUAGGAGAGACGAGCUGGAAGAGAAAUUGGUGGAUGCGGUCAGCUCGCAGAGGUUCAGUAAGGAUGGUCGUCGAAAACUGAAGAAGAAGAAAGUCAUAAAACGUCGUCAGGACCUGAAGGGCAGCAACCCACCACUGGACCCGUAUGGUCCAUCUACGAGCGCGUUUGGCUGCAAGACUCUCACCGCCUUCUCCCUGUCUAUUUCCUUACAGCCCAAGGCGACACGAGAAGGGGUGCGAGCAACCUCUAUUGAUGACCUUGGUGGAAUGAGCAAGUCGUCUCAGAUGUUACCGACCCUUCGUCAUGCCCUGCUCCCUAUAGAGGUCUGGGAGAGCAUGUUCAACCACAUCAUCGGCGACUUCUACCUCGACCACCGACAAAAGGCGGAGAUGCUACGAGCCUGCUCAAUGGUCUGUAAGCGAUGGAACGCGAGGUGUCGAUUUCUUCUCUGGCGACAUGUUGUGCUUCUCAGCAAGAAGCAUGUCGCUGGUAUGGCCAAAAUGAUCCAGCGCCGGCCUUCACUGAAGGACGUACCGCGGACAGUAACCUUGUGCAAUCUGGAUAUGCUAAGUGCCUUCGCUACGAGGAUGGUUAGGAAGCUACCCCAAGUGGAAGAGCUUGAGCUGCUUCCGGACGAAACGCCGAGUACGGUGAAAUGGUCCCCUGGUAUGUUCAAUGCAAACACGGCCGACGUAUUCCUGUACCUCUCUGCAUUCACAUCCGUGACCCGUUUGUCAUUGUUCCACGUUCAGUUCCCGUCGCCGGUCAUUUUCGCGCGGCUUAUAUGCGCAUUUCCUCGCCUCAGCCAUCUCUCGUGCCGAUGGGUGCAAUUCCUGAACUUUGACAGCCAUUCAUCCCGUGAGCUACGACUUCACCACAGGCUUCCGGGCGUCAAGUGUCCGACGGGGCUCACUCUCACGCACCUACGGCUAGAGAGCCAGGACAUAGAUGACGUCGUCGAUGUCCUGAUUGCGACCACUAUAGGAACCACUGUCAAGCAUGUUGGAUUCCCAGAUGGAAUCAAUACGCUCGACGCUGGCUGCAAACAGCGCUUAGUAGAAGUUGCGGGAGAGUCGCUCUCUAGCAUGCACAUUGGUAACGUAUCAUCAACGAGAACUACCUUAAAUUUCAAGAGGAGUACAAACCUUCAGGGUCUAUCGUUUACGGUUCAGCAUGGUGACACUGCAGCGAUCGAGUGGUUGUGCAACAUACUGUCCGACAGUGUCUCGGAGGACAAGGUGCUGAAACUUAGCAAAGUGAUGAUCGUCUUCGCCCCAUUGCGGGACCGAGGGCUAUCGCGCAAAGAUAUAUGGGACGCAGUGCUUAAUUUCAACGAAGAGGCGUACCUUCGUCUCGACCGGCUCUUGUCUGGACCCCAAUUCGCCAAUAUCACCACGGUCUGCUUUGAGUUUAUUAAAAUAGAUGAGCUCUUUCCCUCUGUGGAUGAAUUCUGGGCGGCCCUCUCGGCCAGAUUCCCGAGGUUGAUCGCGCGAGGAGUGUUUCGGUGGGUCGCGCUGCGUUCUAAAUCUUGA